CACGAAUACUUCAUUCUACCGCAAUUCGUCCUAAGGUGAACAUCCUUGCCUAAUCUAACCAGUGCGAGUGACAUUGAAGUGAAAGCCAACAUUUGCUUUACUUUACUCUCAAUAGCUUCCGAAGAGACAUUGAUUGACGACUUAUAUUUUGAACAAGAAAAUAUUUGUGAAAAUAAAAGAGCGGCUACAGGACUUCAGUGAUUAUUUACAUAUCGAUCCGCGAGUUUCCGCGAACAUCGUACUUUCGGUCCGCGGCCGGCAUCCUCCAAAAACGUUAAGACUCAGGAGUAACCGUCUCCGCCACCGAGAUGGCGUUCAUGAUGCCUGUAGUGAAGAACGACUGGGACAUUUACAACUCGCAGCGGUCCCGGCGGGAGUCUUCGGAGAAGUCAGGGCCGGGGGUCGGUCGGGUGCGAAAAGUGUCCGAGUCAAGGUCGGAAGGCCCCGGUUUGUCGACAGCGGGGCACCGCGGCCCGCUGAGCCCUCACCGCAGCGCCCCGGCGAUGCGCUCGCUGUCCUACUGCCGCGCGCCACCGUCGCGAGCAUCUCUUCGCGCCGCAGACAGCCCCAAGGGCUCGGCUAGCCCCCAACGGUCGCGAGAACCAGAGAAAUUCCACAGCAGGGCGCGAGCGGAGUCCCCCGAGAGGCGCCACUCGCGCUGCGCCGCCUGCAUGCCCUACCUGUGACCGCCGGCGGCGCCACACCAUCUGUGAUAUGUACCCGAUAGUCCACGAGAGCGCCGCGAGCGAAUGCUGACCGGCCCUCGAAGGUCGGAAUAACCCUACACUCGGUUCGCUUUAACUGUUGCAUGUCUGCGAAUCACGGUUGUCAGUAUUAGGUUGUACGAUGAAUGGUCUAAGACUGUUAUUGUAAGGCGAGACGGGCCAUUCAGCUAUGUGUAUUCAAUAUUCGGCUGUAGCGCCCGAGUCUGGCAGGUUUGCGAAUGGUAUCUGUGAUUUGUUAUUUGUACCUAAUUAAAUGGUGUUAUUUAUUUUAGAUGAUCAUUAACUUCACAACCGCAUAUGUGAAUGUCGGCGUUAGUUUUAAUAACACGAGCAUCUGUAAGUUGGAACAUUUUAUGAAAGUGUUCAGAGUAGAGAAUAUUAUAGAGUCAUAGUGAGAACUGUCGAUAUUGAUAUUUAAGACAGAGUAUCAGUUAUUGCUAGAAUAGGUCCGAACAAUUGCUGAUUUUCAUUUUAAUAAGAAUUUUGCAUGUUUCUACUUACGAUAUAAAUGCUGUUUGACUGUAUAAAUGGACCAGCUUUAUUAUAUAGUAUUAAUAUAAUGUUAGUUAUAAAAGAUACAGUAAAACUGAACCAAAAUUUACUAAGUCUAGGAUGAUAGAGGGGGCUAAAUUGGGCCAUAUCUCUGCGAGAUUGCUGUGGGUACAAUUAGGUGCACUGAUGCAGAUUUUUUUUGCAUCUCUAGUUCCUUUUUAAUUUUAAGCGAUCUGUUUUGCCAUUCCGAAGUUUAACAACAAACGCCAACAAUUUGUCAAUAAACGAAAAUACGUAACAAUUAUUGUUUAUAUUUCCGAAUGGAAAGCAGGAUAAGUUUAAUCUGCCAUGGUACUAAAAAUAUGUUUAGAUUUAUAAUGGAUCGGGUAUUGCAGAAAGGGUCUUAAUGAUGACGCAAAACAAUUUGCUAAAAUUAGCUUCUUUAUUUUAUAAACCUAGUUUACCUAGGGAUUACAAACGAACUUAUUUAUUUAUUUAAAUAAUAAUUAAUGAACACUGAAAGAAAGGAGUGGUAUACACUUUAGGUAAUCGUUGGCUUAAGUAGAGCUUUCAUUUUGAGUAUGAGCACCUUUUCUGCAAUAUGUGAUUAUUAAUUUAUUCCGACCUACAAAUCGAUGUUACAUGUUCAAUGUAUAGAUAAUCAUAUCAUUUUGCAUGUACUGCAUUAUUUGAUCUGAAUUUAUGUACUAAAUAAAUACGAAGCUUAUUAUGAAA
Messenger RNA from Amyelois transitella, 1952 nucleotides. RefSeq lists its product as uncharacterized. NCBI's taxonomy places the organism in Eukaryota, Metazoa, Arthropoda, Insecta, Lepidoptera, Pyralidae. The record is from RefSeq and is a predicted model, not a curated record. The coding region runs from base 309 to 686 and encodes 125 amino acids. The transcript has 2 exons.